GAGUCGACGGGCAUGGCCCUCCGCGGGUAGCCGCCGCGCCGCCGGCCCGGGUGGAUGCUCGAGAGUGGAGGAUAAGGUACAAGCGUCUGGGACCGGUGGAAUGGAGGCCUGAUGUAGAUGGAAAGAUGGAUGAAGAAGAAGCUCUGAACUCUAUUAUGAAGGAUUUGGCAGCAUUGGGCAAAUGUGGGGGGCUGCUGGACAACAACAGGAAUAAAAACUGUGUCCACUCCAGCAAACAGCAGCGAAAUGUCAGGAUCAAGUUUGAAUAUGAAGGAGAAAAAAGGAUUAUCCAGUUUCCAAGACCAGUCAAAUUCAAAGAAGUGGUGCAGAAGGUCACGGAUGCUUUUGGACAGACGAUGGAUUUAGUCUGUGUGAACAAUGAGCUCCUGAUCCCGCUGAAAUCCCAGGAAGAUUUGGACAAAGCGAUGGAACAGUUGGAGCUGAGCCCUUCCCUGAAGAGCCUGCGGAUCCUUGUGAGCGCUCCAAAGAAAGCGAAUCUCCUCCAGCCGAACAACAGUAAACAGCAUGAAAUGAGGAUCUCCAGAUCCAUGGGUGAUAUCAUGGGAUCCCUGUACAAAGACUCCGAGAGGACGCGGAAGUAUUCAACAGGCUCUCUGCACACUGGCCGGAGCUCUCCACCCCCGGGGAGCGUUCCUGAAGAGCAGCAGCAGAUCGCUCGGCAAGGAUCCUAUACCAGCAUCAACAGUGAGGGCGAGUUCAUCCCUGAGACCAUGGAUCAGAAUAUGCUUGAAGCUUUCAUCAGCCCCGAUGAGUCGCUGUCUGGGAGCUGCCAGUCACUGGACAGAUCUGUGGACAGCCCUCCCUUUUCCCAAACCCCUGUUCCUGGAAGGAAGACUCAUCCCAAAGACAGCCUUGAUUGCAUGGAUUUCGACAUUCCGUUCUGCGAGAGGUUUGGGAAAGGUGGGACCUUCCCGAGGCAGUACCACCUCUCCCAAAGUCGCAAGGACUACAGUGACGGCCGGAGGACUUUCCCCAGGAGUUACUUCCCACAGGAGAACCUAUUUCAGCUUGUCCCUUCUAGCCGAACCAAGAGCUUUAACGGGGACAGCAAGCUCAGCACCUUGCAGUAUGAUGAGUACAGGCCCAAAUGGUGGAACAAUUGUGAAAAAGGUCUGCAGGUCUUCAGCACCUCCCCUACAAAAGCUAGGAACUCCCUGCAGGCACCUGUGAACUGGAGGCUGGGGAAGCUGCUCGGAAGAGGAGCUUUUGGGGAAGUUUAUCUCUGCUAUGAUGCUGACACUGGCCGGGAGCUGUCAGUGAAGCAGGUGCCUUUUGACCCUGACAGUCAAGAGACAAGUAAAGAGGUGAAUGCCUUAGAAUGUGAGAUUCAGCUGUUGAAGACCCUCCGUCACGACAGGAUAGUCCAGUACUAUGGGUGCUUGCGGGAUCCUGAGGAGAAGAAACUGUCUAUCUUUGUUGAAUACAUGCCAGGGGGCUCAAUAAAGGACCAGCUAAAAGCUUACGGUGCUCUGACCGAGAACGUCACACGGAAGUACACCAGGCAGAUCCUGCAGGGAGUCUUCUAUUUACACAGCAAUAUGAUUGUCCACAGGGACAUUAAAGGUGCCAAUAUUUUGAGAGAUUCUGCUGGAAAUGUGAAACUUGGAGAUUUUGGGGCCAGCAAACGCAUCCAGACCAUCUGCAUGUCUGGGACUGGAAUUAAAUCUGUCACGGGAACACCAUACUGGAUGAGCCCAGAGGUUAUCAGUGGAGAGGGCUACGGAAGGAAAGCUGAUGUGUGGAGCGUGGCCUGCACCGUGGUGGAGAUGUUAACAGAGAAGCCGCCGUGGGCAGAGUUUGAAGCCAUGGCGGCUAUUUUUAAAAUCGCCACCCAGCCGACCAACCCCCAGCUCCCCGACGGCGUCUCGAACUCCUGCCGCAACUUCCUCAAGCAGAUCUUCGUGGAGGAGAAGCGGAGGCCGACGGCCGAGGACCUGCUGAGACACCCCUUCGUCAACUGCGGGCUCUGAGCCCCUGGCAGCGGGGAUGGGGAAACGCCGGCGGGAGGGGGGCGGCCGCCAGACCCGCGGCCUUUUGUGCUCUGCGGUUCAGGCCUCCGCCCUGGGCUGUCCUGGCAGCGGACCCCGCAGGUCCCUUCCUGCUCGUUGCUGGCUCGGCACCCGCCGCGUCGUUGGAUUUCCAAGCUGCGCUCGGGACUGUUGGCGCCGGGAAUUCAGAGCGAGGGAUUUCCCGGACUGUGCGGGUGCUGGCCUCGGACCAAGUAACCUCCUUGCCACCAGCGAUACCGGGGUCGUCCCCCCUCGCUGUGUUACUUACUCUUGGGGAAAGUGUAGCAAAUGGGAUCUGUGUCCCCCCCCCAAGCACGGCAGCGAUGCUGGCAGCAUCCCCGGGACCAGCGGAGGAAUAAUGCUCAGUGGCGAUCACCACCUUUCGCAGGGGAACAGACAGGGGCUUCAGCCAAGCCGGAGGAGAUGAUCCUCAGACCGCAGAGUCGGGGGGGACCUGGGUGUCCCCAUUCACAAGGGGACCGAACCCUUCUGGAGGUUGUGGGACCAGCCAGCAUCUCCAGCGGGGCGGCGUUUAAUACUGUUCUGUGCCUUAAGCGGUUACAAUCAAGGAGUGAUGCUCGACUUGGCACAACGCACGGAGUCGGGUGCGAUGAUGCAGCAGCCGUGUUGACUUUGCCUUUGUGCGUGUGUGUGUGUGUGCGUGUGCAGGCGUGUGUGUGCAAGUCUUGGAAGAAGAGGUCUUCUCGGGGUGCAGGAGGUCUCUGCGGGGUACGCCCAUGGACGGAUGCCUGGGACCUCUGCCACGGGCUGUGCAGAGGGAUGUUUAAAUGCUGUCGAUGCCUGUGGUGGGCAGGGCUGAGGACCAGCCGGUUUGCGCUGGGAACCAUCAGGGUUCAGGCGGGAGCUGGAGGGGAUCUUGGCGAGGGCAGCUCCCUGCUCAUAGCUGUAGCCCCGCUAACCCGUGCCCAUGCCGCUACGCUGGGGCUGGAGGGAUGCCAACGCGUUUUGGAAGCAGAGCUGCAGGAGGAGCCCAGUGGGUCUCUGUAAAACCCGAGCGGGUGCCUAAAAUCAGGCAGAGAGGACUGGCGCCUGUGGAUCUGAGCUGCCAAGGGCUGGGUGCCUUCUCUUGCAUGCCUCGUGGGACCAGCCCUGGGUGCAGGGAAGGGAUUUGUCACCUCCACGGUGGUGCCUGAGGGAGCAGCUGCAGGACCAUGAGGCCUCAGACCGGGAGAGCAGAGCUGCAUCAGUUGAGGGCAGCUGGAAGCAGAUUUCUUCCCGCAGUAUAUUUGAAGUUGCAGGAGAAAAUGGGCCAUUUGAAAGCAGAGUCAGGCUACAGCCUCUUUGACCAGCACUACUCUGCUGGAAAACCUGGGCAGGGAGCAUGCACAGAGUCCCUGGAAGCUAAUUAAUUAAUCAGAUCUUGGUUAUUUUGGACAAAUUAAUUGCACCAUCCCACUUCCCCCUUCCCUGCUGCAUUAGCUAUUUCCACCCGGCUCAGCAAAGGGUUAAAUAAGCAGUUACCAGGAGGUUGCCAUUUUCAGGCCAGUGUGUCAAACACACGUUUAUUUUAAUAUUGUUUUUCACUGAAAAUGAAAAGCGUUGCUUGGGCUGAAGAGGAAAUUGAGAAAUUGGUUGUUCAUGUGACUUCACACAUCCUUGAAUUCUUCCGCGUGGAAGAGAUCAAGACUUUGCACCACGGGUGUGGCAGUGGGAGCGUUUCCUUGUCCACAGCUCUGAAAAAAGAAGCAAAACUUAGAGUUAUAUCAGUAUUAAAAAAAACAAAACAAAAACAAAACCCCACUGGUAGUGUUAGGGCAAAUUAAAAGAAAUAGCUAAAAGGAUUCCCUAUAAAUUUGCCUGCAAAGCUGCAGAGGAUGGUUAUUACCCAGGCUGGGCUCCGGUGAAGGCGGCGGGCUGCGGCAGGGCAGCACCAGGGGUUUGUGCCAGUCGACCACGGCGGUGACGGGCAGCUCUCCUCGGGGAGGGGGGUUAAAGUCGUCUCCUUUCUCCGAGGGGGAAUGAAGAAUUUUAUUCUGUGAAUAGGACCAACUCCAUCAGUCUGUUCAGUAAUAUGGGAUGGAUGGAAAAAAAUACAAGAAAAAAAACCAAUCAGUGUUGGCUGGGAAGGGUUUUUGUCAGAAGAGGGUAACAAAGUGUGUUUUCACAAAAGCUAAAAAAAAACCCCACCCAUUUUUAAGCUGUUUUCUCCUCUUUCAUUAAAUCUGUUUGGUUUUGAUUUUCUCAGCCCUUCGGUGGUGGGUGGGUGUUUUCCUUCUUUCCAAAGGCUUGAGAGCAAAACGAGGUUCCCAGGGGGAACCUGGCUACCUGGGAACCUCUGGCUGCCCCAGAGCGCUCCCAGGGCCCUCAGACCCCCCAAAUCCUCCCGUGGAUGGAUGCGGCUGGUGUGUGUGUGUGUGUGUGUGCGCACACGUGUGUGCACGUGUGUGUGUGCACGUGUGUGUGUGCGACUCACUCCUCAGGUGCCUUUGCCUUUUUAUUUUUUAAAACCCUUGCAGUGUUCUGAUGUACAGAAUGAAACUAGGAAAAGAGAAUGUAAUAUUAUGCCAUGUAAAGUUGUUUUUUGUUUUUUUUUUCUUUUAAAAUUUUAUUUUAUUUUGCCUGUAGCGGGCCCGGUGGCUUUCCCUGUGCGCCGCAUUGUCAUGUAUCUGUCGAGAAAUGAUUU
Gymnogyps californianus (California condor) is the source of this 4674-nucleotide messenger RNA. RefSeq names its product mitogen-activated protein kinase kinase kinase 3-like. Gene Ontology annotation, molecular function: protein kinase activity; protein binding; ATP binding. The record is from RefSeq and is a predicted model, not a curated record. The coding region runs from base 126 to 1991 and encodes 621 amino acids. NCBI's taxonomy places the organism in Eukaryota, Metazoa, Chordata, Aves, Accipitriformes, Cathartidae. Gene Ontology annotation, biological process: protein phosphorylation. The transcript has 17 exons.